CUUUCAAGGCUUACAAUUUAUUUUAAACAUCGUCGUCGCGGAAAUCAAGAGUAUAUCUCAUAGGACCGAUCAAGCUGAAGCUGCACUUGUGCGAUCCAUUUCCCCUUUUGGCCGCUCACUCAACCCCUUUUUGGUCUUGACCUUCCGUAAUCGUUCUUAGCUAAUCUCUAGCCAUGCGAUGGUGACGAUCUCAUCUUGAGUUUAUCUUCACGGAGGAAUUCUCAUGCACGCAAUACCCGUCGGAGUCAGCGAAACGUUGUAUUGUUCAUGCCGCACCAUCGAGAGCCGCACUGCCUAAUAGAGCGUGACCGAUAGCCUGAUUUGACAAAAGAACGCGAGCAUAGUGUUCUUGGCUGAAGAGCCCCUACGCUUGGAUAUGUAUUGUUCUUUUACAUAGCGUUUUGAUCCUUCAACCAUGACCAGGGGGUAGCUAUCCCAUGUACAGUAGUAGCAUGAAAGCCACAACGUAGUAGGAUAUACGUGAUGCCAUAAAUCAUAAGAUAUAUAUCUCCUCUUGAUGUCCGUCUACAAACUCCAUCUUUAAUCGUCAGUAGACUACAGACGAACCGGUAGCGUUUUUCGGAAUCUAACUAUUUACGUUCUUUACGGCCUAAGUGCCUCACACUCUUUAAAAUAUAUACCAAAUAUCACACUCGUUUUGUUCUUACCGAAUACCCAUACCUAUUCUACUGCAGUACAUAAUGGCAGGUGUUAUAGAAGCAAUUGGCGUGAUUUCGGGCGUACUUGGAAUACUACAGUUUGGUAUCGACCAUUUCCCACAAGACGAUGGGCCAAAGUCUGUCGUUAGGGUUACCGUUGGAUUAGACACCCCAGGUGGUCUUAACAAUGCCGGUGGCGACCUUCCUGAUGUUAGGCUAUUCAAUGAGGCCGGCGAGUUCCUAGGUAUCAAGGCAGACCCCGGCUCCGUCUCGGAUGGUGGUUUCGGCGACAUCGAGAUCAGCCACAACGACGGUUCAAACCAACAACCUGCAUAUGCUCUAUUCUCGGCUAACAACGAUGCUAUCUGCAUUGCACACGCCGUCGUCACUUUCCCAGGAAAUGAAAGAUAUACCUGGGUCGGUGACUGGGGUCGUCAAUGCGGCGGUAGUUGGUACUACUCGAAUAUCUACAUUGACAGCAGCAACCGAAAGGUUGACUGCCUAUGGAUUGACGGCAACAAUGACCAGCCGCAAAGCGGAUUCCAAGUCCACUGGCCCGAAUUUUUAAACAAGGACGGCGACCAGCUUCCAACGGACGACGCCGGUAUGGCCGAUAAAGUAGACUACCUGUGCAACAGAGGGCCUCCGUUCAAGAUGUACAACUACGCGGACGACAGCGACCCGCGCGGCAUUACCUACUGGGUCCUCAACAACAAGCGCUCCGAGGACGGAACCGACAACCGCAAAACCGGAAUGUCGUACGCUCCACCAAAAUACCCUUCCUCCGCCAAGUUCGGCCGCAACUCGCCCCGAGGAAACAGCACCGUUCCUUCUGGCUCCAGCCGCCAGGCCAACCGCCUAGUAGUCAGCAACAACGCCCAGCACACGGCAGCCGAGCUCUGCGAGAGCAAGACAUCCUACGGCCCGGACUUCUUGGAUCUGAUGGACAAGAAGUUCUGCCGUAUGUCGGACAAGACUCUCUGGCCGGUGUGCGACGGCGCUCAGACCGUAGACAACUGCUUUAACACGGACGUCCAGCAACUCAUUGUGAAUGGCGUUUCGGCCAGGGACAGCCCCUACAGCAACGUCGUGGACUGGACGUUGGGGAACUAGAUGGGCUCGGGGAUUCUGUGGACUCUUGGUUGGGAUGGACGGAAAAUAUGUACAAAUAUUCAUGACUAUAGGCGCAUGAGGGCAGGUUAUUUAUUAUUUAUCGACUAUGCGAUUCCUUGAUUAUGUGGUACGACUGCAUCGUAGGAUAUGAAAGCAUGCAACUAGAUAUGUUAGCAAGAUAAUAACAGUUGGGCUUGAUCUUUUUUAAGGCGGACCGAGUUAACCUUGGUUGAAAGUGAGAGCUUUCGAAAACAAAGUGCAGUAUUUUAUUUAGGCUUAUCUUUGGAGAGUCUUAUAAUAAUAGUUGUUAUUUAUAAUAGUAUUAGUUUGGAGUUCUUAGUUAAACGUUCGAGAAGACGUUGGUGACACUCUUUAAUUUACGUAAAAUCAAUUAGAG
Molecule: messenger RNA, 2169 nt
Organism: Daldinia decipiens
Lineage: Eukaryota; Fungi; Ascomycota; Sordariomycetes; Xylariales; Hypoxylaceae
Exons: 2
Coding region: 702-1772 (356 amino acids)
Source: RefSeq, a predicted model, not a curated record